Molecule: messenger RNA, 903 nt
Organism: Sparassis crispa
Lineage: Eukaryota; Fungi; Basidiomycota; Agaricomycetes; Polyporales; Sparassidaceae
Product: NAD/NADP-dependent indole-3-acetaldehyde reductase
Exons: 5
Coding region: 1-903 (300 amino acids)
Cellular component (GO): cytosol
Molecular function (GO): aldose reductase (NADPH) activity
Source: RefSeq, a predicted model, not a curated record
AUGAUGAGGUCCUGGAGGGCGUAUACAGCGGUCAUCACCUGCGCCGUGGCAGGGCUUACUCUGUUGCGGCAAUACUCCCUUACUUCACCCGCUACUUCACCGGUAUUCCCUAUGUCUUCUCUCAAUCUUGAUAUCCCGCUGAAUGACAACAAUACGAUCCCUUGGUUAGCCUUUGGGACCGGGACCGCCUUGAACGGCAGAGAUGCUGAGGAGCUUGUCGCCCUUGCCAUCUCCAACGGUAUCCUCCACCUAGAUGGUGCCCAGUCUUACCGCAACGAGGAGUCCCUCGGGGCUGGCCUCGCUGUUUCAGGCAAGCCCCGCUCUUCGCUCUUUCUAGACUAUGUCGAUCUCUUUCUUGUCCACUCGCCUAAAAACCAUGAGGGUGAGUUAAAUUCGGUGUGGAAACAAGUCGAGGAACUGCAGAAGGAGGGACUAGCAAAGAGCAUUGGAGUCUCCAAUUUUCGCGUGCAAGACUUUGAAGAGAUCUCGAAGGGUGCUAGCGUUGUUCCUGCAGUUAAUCAGAUUGAAUAUCACCCUUAUGUGCUCAAGGCAGACCAGCCUGUUAUCGAGUACAUGAAGAAGCAGAACAUUCUUCCGACCUCGUUCGGAGGACUAUCACCUAUCACGCGCGUGAAGGAUGGACAGCUGGAUCCAGUAUUGAAGCCUAUCCGCGCAAGAGUUGAGCUGACGGCAAGAGAGACGGCCACCGAUGGACAAGUAUUGCAGUUGUGGUUACGAGCUAAGGGAAUACCCGCAAUCACAACAAGCACGAAGGAGGAGCGAAUCAAGGAGUAUUGGGCCGUUCAGACCUUGCCUAGGCUCACGACUGAAGAAGUGGAUGCGAUAGACGAAGCGGGUUCGAAAGCUCAUCACCGUUUCUUUUCUACGUGGUGGGACGAUUAA